UGCAGGGUCAGGGGUUUCCAGUAUGGGCGGAGCGAGGCUCCAGGGCAACAAACCAGGAAGUAGAACCGGUUUGUAGUUUCCAAUAUGUUCCUCUGCGGCGGAUAUAAAGCACGCCUGCGGCGGCAUAGCGUCCUUACGUGACUCGGUGCUCGAACCCCCGGCUGUCCGCGAUGUGUGAGGCCGUGCUGCUGGAUCUCAAACACGGCUGCAGUCCCGCGUGCCUCGGCGCGGCUGCGCCGGAGGAGUCUCAUGUUUUCCUGCUCCUCGGGACCCGUUCCCCGGAGGACGUUAACGACUUUUCAGGUGCGUUUCAGGGCGCGUGCGGCGGGAGCGUGCACGUGCUGGACUCCGGCUCCACCGCGGAGAGUUUGUACCGGCUCAAGCAGACCGUGGACCGGCUGCAGCUGAGCUCCAUCCGGGUUCUUACGACCGCGCAGGGCCGGGACGUCCUGCUUCUCUACCAGCAGCUGCUGUUUACGGCAGUGUACACCUUUGAUUACGUCACCUGUCCGAGCUGCACAAGCCCCGCCCACACGGACUCACCUGGAGGGAAAAAGGAGGAGGAGAGAAAAAAAGAAGGAGGGGGGGGGAGGGGGGGGGGGGGGGGGGGGGGAGGAGGAGGAGGAGGAGGAGGAGGAGAAGAAGAAGUCCAGGAAGAAGUUUCCGUGUUUGUGCAGCAGCUGCCAGCGCUGAAAGGAGAAAUCACAGUCCUGAAGUCCACUCUGAUCCCAGGUCAGUUUUCGCAUGGCUUCACCCAGUGGGGGUUGUGCUCCAUCCCUCCCCUCUCCUCCCUCAACCUGUUCAGCAGCAGGCGGGAGGGCCCCGUUGCUGGUGAACGGAAGAGACCGGCGGGCCGCCGGCUGCUGGUCCACGCUGGUUCUCCCUCGGCCUCGAUCAAGAUUCCCAAGGUGAACCACGGCAGCGAUGUCUGGGUGGUGGGCACCCCCGAGCCGGAGAGCUACGACGCCAUGGUAACGGACCAGACGGGCGUGGUCCUGGCCGCGCCGGGGGCCGACUGCAUGCCCGUCCUGUUCGCUGACCCCGUGUCAAAGGUCAUCGGAGCCGCCCACGCAGGUUGGAGAGGAACCCUGAUGGGUGUUGCCGCGGCGACCGUGGAUGCCAUGGUGAAGGGGUUCGGUUGCCGGGCGAGCGACAUCGUGGUUGCUGUGGGCCCGUCGGUGGGGGCGUGCUGCUACACGAUGGAGAGAGAGACGGCGCUCGGCUUCCAGCGCGUUCACCCGGACUGCGUCAGUGACCCCGAGUCACCCCGGCCGCACGUCGAUAUCCGAUUGGCCAACAGACUCGAUUACUGCAACGCGCUGUUCUCAGCCCUCCCCUGCCUGUACGACCAAAAGUCUCCAGCUCGUAUGCGGCAGCCCAAGUUUUGACUAAGACAAACAUUUUUUUGCCACAUUUCACCAGUUCUGGCUGCUCUACAUUGGUUACCUGUGCAAACCAGGGCUGAUUUUAAGGUUCUUCUUUUGACUUAUAAAACCUGAAAAGGACUUGCGCCUGCCUACUUAAGUGAGCUGGUCACCGGGGCCUUUGCCUUUCGUGCACCCUCCCUCUGGAAUGGUCUUCCAUCCAACGUUAGGGAGGCAGGCUCAGUGGAUAUUUUAAAAUCAUUUCUUUAUUCAAAGUAUUAUGAACAUGUUUAAAAUGCAUAACUUUUGAACCUUUGUUUUAUUGUUUAUUUCAUUAUGCAUUAUCAUUCGUUGUUUUAUUUCAUGUCUUAACAGUUUUAACUUGUGGUAUUCCAAUUACAUUCCUAUUUGUGUUGUUUAUUUUAUAUUUAAUUCCGCCUUUUAUAUUGGCUAAAUUGUAAAUUUUCAAUUUUUGGUGUGAAGUGUUCUGAGACCAUGGUCCAUGGUGAUAAUUCACUAUGAAUGACAAUAAAUUGAAUUGAAUUA
Molecule: messenger RNA, 1910 nt
Organism: Perca fluviatilis (European perch)
Lineage: Eukaryota; Metazoa; Chordata; Actinopteri; Perciformes; Percidae
Gene: lacc1
Product: laccase (multicopper oxidoreductase) domain containing 1
Molecular function (GO): copper ion binding
Source: RefSeq, a predicted model, not a curated record